Dermatophagoides farinae (American house dust mite) is the source of this 1651-nucleotide messenger RNA. NCBI's taxonomy places the organism in Eukaryota, Metazoa, Arthropoda, Arachnida, Sarcoptiformes, Pyroglyphidae. The record is from RefSeq and is a predicted model, not a curated record.
AUUGUACUCUAACUAAUAAUAUAUGGUGGAUAUGCGUGUGAUUUGUAUGUAAAACAGCUAAAUAAUGGUACGACAAAAAAAAACUUGAAUUUUUGUCAGACAAUUGUUUUGUUGACUUGUCUUACCGAGCCACAACAACAACAAAAAAUUGAGAGUUUUGAAAUGAGUUGAGUUUAAGGGGCUUUUUCAAGUUUUUUUUCUCAUAUAUUCAGGUCACAAGUAUUUAUGUGUUUGUUUCGGUUGUUUUGUUGUUGUUGUUGAUGAUGAUGAUGAUGAUGAUGAUACUUGUUAACUAAUAAAUUUAACAAUUUUAUAAUCAACUAAAUUUGCCAUUAUCAUCAUCACGUAUUUUCGUACGAACAAUAUUCGAUCAUCAAAAAUUUCAACCAAUGGCACCAUAUCCAACGGCUUUGGAACGACAACCAGAUAUGUCUGAAAUACCUCCAAAACAAUCAUGGAAAGAAGCUGCUUCAUUAAUCAUAUUAGCUCCGGAUAAUAAGCAAAAAAAUGAACAACAUCUGUCCAUGAAAUUUGAUUAUAAAUCAUUAAUGGUUAAACGAUCAGUAACAUCUUCAUUUUUUGCAUCAGCAUAUGUCUUUCCUGGUGGUCAAGUUGAAUUGGUAGAUUUCGAACAAAAAUGGUAUGAAUUAUUCGAAAAAUUCGGCGUCAAAAUGGAUGAAUUACAUAGUAUAUCGAACAAUAUUGUUGGACCAAGACCACCGAUGGUUACCGAUCCUAUUACAUUGAAGGGAAAAUCUUCAGAUCUUAAAAUUAUAAACAUGGAUCUUGGUCUUCGAAUUUCGGCAAUUCGUGAAACGUUUGAAGAAGCUGGAAUACUUUUACUCAUUGAUCCAAAAAAUGCACAAAAUAAUGAUUAUUGUAAAGUUUUGACAUCAAAAUCACUCGAUUUGGACUUGAAUGAAUGGCAGAAAAAAGUUCGAUCAGAUGCCGGACAAUUUAUUAAAUUAUGUGAUACAUUACAUAUGGUACCGAAUGUAUGGGCUCUAUAUGAAUGGUCAAAUUGGCUAACACCAAUCAGUGUUGGACAUCGACGUUUCGAUACAAUAUUCUAUGUUUGUUGUUUUGAACAGAAACCACCAGUUUUUGUUGAUAAUGCCGAAGUUACUACACCAAUUUGGUGUAAUCCAAUCGAAAUACUCGAAGAACAUCGGCUGGAACAGGCAUUUUUAGCACCACCACAAGUGUAUGAAUUAUCAAGAUUAUUACGAUUUCCAAUGAUGGACCAAUUAUAUCGUUUUAUGAGAUCAAGACAAACAUUGGGUUGUCAACGUUGGCUUCCAGUUUUCUUUACAUAUAAUGAUGGUGCUCUUUCUUUAUUACCGGGUGAUGAACAAUAUCCGGUCGUACCUGCUCUAGUAAGCAAUGGUAAACAAGUGCCUGAAAUCGAUGGUAGUAUUCAUGAUGCAAAUCGUGAAGCAAAAUCUAAAAAUCGAAUGGAAUUGAUGGGCAUUAAAUGUCGGACAAUUUGUACUAUUGAACCAGGCUGUGGACAUGUACCACCAAUUACAUAUCCUUCAAAUGAUUUCGAUGAACAAUCGAAACCGAUAGCCAAAUUAUAAAGUUGUUGUUAAAUUGAAUUUUAUCAUUUUUUCUAUUGUUGAAUAAUAAUGAAAAUUUAUUUCUCGAAAAA